AAAUCUCUAACCAUUAUUAGGAUUUUAUGGAGACAUUGAACCGUAACAAUGCUACUAAAAGCCCUGCCAAAACGACUAAGAACUUGGUAGAGCAUGUGGAGCAUUACAAAGCAGUGAAAGCAGAUCAUGUACCUGCAAAUAUUGUCAAGACUUUGAAUCUAGCCAGCAGUAAAGUUAACAAAUCAGGCAAAGCACCUCUCAAGACUGUCAAAGUUCCUGUUGCUGAUGGGAAAGAAGCUACACAUGCAAUAGUGCCCCGUCCUGACAAUGCGUGGAAUUACCCUAAACAGCGCUCUACUCUCAGGCAUCUAACUAAAAACACACCUUGUUUCUGUGGAGCUGGAAGGGAUAUAUCAUUUCUGUACGAUGCUAAAGUAAUUGAUAAUCGGGCCAAGCCACUAACAUCACUGUCGAAAAGUAGAGAAGGAAAGCAUGAUAAAAUGGGUGAAGUUGGAAUGAAGACUCCAGGCAUUGAGGACGAGUAUGACUGGGCAGCUGAGAGUCUAAUACCGGAGGAGUAUCACGUGGUACGAGUUAGCGGGGUACAUGGUCUCAACAUAGAAGACGCUCCAAACACUACACUAACUGAAGAGCAUGAGCACCAUGUCACACUCUUCCCUAGUCUCAAACCUACCAGUAGGAAGGAGGUGAUGCAGCUGAUGGAGACAAUGGACCACUUGUUGGAGGAAGCAGGAUGUACUACGGAUCAGAUAACACAGGUCGAAACAACGGAAGUUCACAAUCUUCUACAAUUGAUAAAGAAGGAACAACAUAUUUACAACGUUGUAUUUCAUGAGCUCAUAAGACAGGUAACAGUUGGGUGCAAAGAUCGGGGGGUGUUGCUGGCUAAAGUCAGGGAAUAUUACCAGAAGUUACUCGACCGCAUUCCCAGACAGAUUAUGAGUUUGCACCAAGAAGUAAUGGCGCAGCGUGCACUAGACCGGCGGCUAACAGAUGAACUGAUCCGCUUCAAAACAGCAAUAGCAACUCUCUCCAAAGAGCUGAACGAGGUGCGGGAACAUGACCAGGAGGUUACACAGCAGGCUCUCGAAGCACAGAAGGACCUGGCAUCUGCUCUCAGCGAAUCAGAGAAGAACGCUAACUUGGUGGCGGAGUACCACAGUUUGUAUGAGAUACAGAGGUCCAGGUUGGAGUUUCAGAUAACCACUCUCAAUAAAGAGAGAGAUCUGUGGAGCAGAGCUGUUUAUGAUCUGGCAGUCAAGAUUUGUCAAGAGAGGAAUUUGCGGACAGCAAGGAGACUACAGCUGUGUGAACAAGCCUGGAACAAACUCGCUGGACAUUUUGGUUUAGUUCUGGCUGAUGUCGACUCUAAAGCGUUACAAGAUCUGCAAAACUCUGUGGACCACUGGAGAGGGAGAAUAUCCAGUUUCUCUCGGGAACUGGAGAGGAUUGAUGAUUCCAUGAAGGAUCAGCUGGAGAAGAUUCUUGGAGAGGUGGACGGGUGGAGAGAUGAUUUGGCUAUCAGAAUCAGGCCGACAGGACGAGUAGAGAUCCCACCUGAUUACCCGGUAGAGAAACUCUUCCAGAACUGCAGGAUGUGGGAGGAGAUGUUGUCUGUGUUGAUAGAGCGGUUUAGUGGAGACACUCUUCUAGCUAGCCAGGAGGAUUUGACAAAGAUAAGUCGAUUGGUGGAUGUUUGGAAGGAUGCUGCUAUCAACAUAUUCUCACAUCACCCUCGAAAAGACAGCAAGCGUCACCCCUGUCAAGAAUCUUUGUUGCUAGUUGACAAGGAAUGCGAGGAACUCAUGCAACAGUUUGUAGUCAGAGUAUCGGGAGAAAAUGCGUCAGGUGUGGCUAGAGGUAUCAUCGGAUUAGUGAACCCCAUUGAAACUUGGGGUAAUAGAUUAAUGGCGGUAAUAAAAGGUGAGGAUCUUCUGUCUGAAGCAGAGUGGGCAAAGUUGUCGUCGAAUCUCCAAGAAUGGUCACACGUGAUCGGGAAGGUGCUGAGUAGACUGACGACAUGCGUGGUUAUCAGUGAAGAAGACGAUAUCACCACCAUCCCACCUAGCAUCAUGGAGGACUUUGUGUACGCUGAUUCUGUUUACUCUGACGAUGACCGAACGACAAUGUACAGCUCGACCCCGGAGCCAGAGGCUCUGACCCUGGAAAGAGUUCUAGGUGACGUGGACAAGUGGCUGAGGAACACAAGCAACACUAUCGACAAUGAGAACGCUGUCAUCGUUGAAACUGUGUCAGUUCUCCACAACGACAUGAUAAGAUGGAUGGUGAUGAUGAUUCUGGAGUUGACCGCGGCGGACUCAACUAUAUCAGAUGCUAUAAUAGGGGACGAUGACGAUUCUGAUUUGCAUGACCGUGAGCCAAUCGGAGGUACAUACGCCAAGCUUUCAAAUUUCGAGACCGCUGGAAAAGCUGUGUGUUCGAAAUUGAGAGAGUUUACCGCUAAAAUAAUCAAGUGCUGCAACGAUAUCGUGUUAGAAAUUGUUGCUAACAAGCAGAAAGAAACGGAGUGUAACUCAGGAGACAACGAAUACAAAGACUUGAAGCGUCUUGAGACGGAGUGUGAAGAGUGGAUCAAAACAGCGAACAUGCUGAUACAGGAAGCUGGAGGAGAGAGCGACUUACUGCCUGCCGAAACUUCUAGUAUUCUAGGUGGACCCUCUAGUAUCCUUCCUGCUGUAAGUGGUACAACUGCAAGUGGGGACACUGCCUCUCCGUCAAACCAACUGUCCGGAGGAGUGGAGCACGUGUCACAGGAAACUAUUUCAACAGAGGAUAAACCUCACAUCACUGAGGUGGAGGGUGAGAAGAACCUCUUUGUACUGGGGGAGGAUGAGAAUAUCCAGAGCAGCACCAUGGACGAGAUACUCUCUAGACAUUCGACCGAUUCUGCAAGCUCAGAAAAAGCCGGUUUAAACGAUCUGCCAUCAAGAGAAGCUGGAAAGACGGGGAACCCACUGUCUGACGCGGAAACACAUGUCAACUUAGUGAACGAGUUGAACAAACAAGUGCAAGACACAGUAACGCGGGCGAAAACGGCAGAGGAAAAGGUUGCCGAACUUGAACUGGAACUCUCCAAUACUAAAGGGAGAGUAGUGGAUUUGGAAAAGGAGCUGGAGGAGGAGAAGACGAAAGUUCUUGCGGCUGCAGCUGCCACGCCAGCAUCUAAACCUGCCAGCAGAGCGACUAAGAAGCAGGCUCAGAAAAGACAUUAACAAAGGGACGGAAGCUCCUCAGUUAACCCUUGGUUCUCAACCACCAAACCCAGUAACCUUUGAAAAUUGUACAUCAUAGGAACCUUCCAGAGGGGACCGCCAACCAUCUCAGAAAUAUGAUUUUAAACUUUUAAUGGAUCCGAACAGUCCCUCUUAGUGUCAAAUGAUUUCAAUAUCAGUUUCAUUCAGCGGUACUGAAUAAAAACCCCAGAUUCUCACAAUUAACAACUCCAUGCUUUACUCCUGCUUGUGAUUACUGUGACAUUAUAACAGCGCCAUACAUCUACGAAAGUCUGAUCAUUAAAGCCUAAGAACAGUUGCUGGAUGCAGAUUGAAUUACCAUCAUUACAUUAUUAAUUUAACUAUUUAGCCCUGUUAAGUGUCGACCUUUUCUCCAAUUCCUCCUGUUUAUAAACUUACUGUUGCGCUGCUGUAUUUGGAGGUUUCAUAAAUUAUUCGACUCUUUAAUUCCAGAUCAUGUCAC
This is a messenger RNA of Bolinopsis microptera, 3678 nucleotides long. RefSeq names its product axonemal dynein light chain domain-containing protein 1-like. The coding region runs from base 27 to 3194 and encodes 1055 amino acids. NCBI's taxonomy places the organism in Eukaryota, Metazoa, Ctenophora, Tentaculata, Lobata, Bolinopsidae. The transcript has 28 exons. The record is from RefSeq and is a predicted model, not a curated record.